CACACCACACACACACACACACACACACACACACACACACACACACACACGCACGCACACACCCUGGGCUGAGCGGUCCUGCCGGCUGCAGCCGCGGGCCCCUGCUCACCGUGCGGCUGCCCCUGCCUGCGAAAUGACGGCGGUUCCCCUCACUUCCAGGAAUCCACGCUUCCUGGAAGGUGAGUGGCUGGGCUCACCCCUGCCUGCCACCGAGACGCAGACAUGCACACACCACCCGCACUCCCGCGCCGUUUCCAAGGCGGCGGCCGCGUUCGCACCCCAGGGUCUCACCGGCAAGGGAAGGAUAAUCUGGAGAGGGAUCCCUCAGGAGGGUGUGUUCCGGAUUUCUUGCCUCAGGCCCAGGACUCCAACCAUUUUAUAAUGGAAUCUUUAUUUUGUGAAAGUAGCGGGGACUCGUCUCUGGAGAAGGAGUUCCUCGGGGCCCCAGUGGGGCCCUCCGUGAGCACUCCAAACAGCCAGCCUUCUUCCCCCAGCCGCUCACUCAGUGCCAACUCCAUCAAGGUGGAGAUGUACAGCGAUGAGGAGUCGAGCCGACUGCUGGGCCCGGACGAGCGGCUCCUGGAUAAAGAUGACAGCGUCAUCGUGGAGGACUCCUUGUCAGAGCCCUUGGGCUACUGCGAUGGAAGUGGCCCCGAGCCCCACUCCCCUGGCGGCAUCCGGCUCCCCAAUGGCAAGCUCAAGUGUGACGUCUGUGGCAUGGUCUGUAUCGGCCCCAACGUGCUCAUGGUACACAAGCGCAGCCACACGGGGGAAAGACCCUUCCACUGCAACCAGUGCGGCGCCUCCUUCACGCAGAAGGGGAACCUGUUGCGCCACAUCAAGCUGCACUCCGGGGAGAAGCCCUUCAAAUGUCCCUUCUGCAACUACGCCUGCCGCCGGCGUGACGCGCUCACAGGCCACCUCCGCACACACUCAGUCUCUUCUCCCACCGUGGGCAAACCCUACAAGUGCAACUACUGCGGCCGGAGCUACAAGCAGCAAAGCACCUUGGAGGAGCACAAGGAACGAUGCCACAACUACCUGCAGAGCCUCGGCACCGAAGCCCAGGCUCUGGCUGGCCAGCCAGGUGAUGAAAUGCGUGACCUGGAGAUGGUGCCUGACUCAAUGCUGCACUCCUCAUCCGAGCGGCCAACAUUCAUUGAUCGCUUGGCCAACAGCCUCACCAAACGCAAGCGUUCCACCCCGCAGAAGUUUGUAGGUGAAAAGCAGAUGCGUUUCAGCCUCUCCGACCUCCCCUAUGAUGUGAACCCCGGCGGUGGCUAUGAAAAGGAUGUGGAGUUGGUGGCGCACCACGGCCUGGAGCCUGGUUUUGGAGGUUCUCUAGCCUUUGUGGGUACAGAGCAUCUGCGUCCCCUCCGCCUCCCCCCGACCAACUGCAUCUCGGAACUCACACCCGUCAUCAGCUCUGUGUACACCCAGAUGCAGCCCCUCCCCAGCCGACUGGAGCUCCCAGGGUCCCGAGAAGCAGGUGAGGGACCCGAGGACCUGGGAGAUGGAGGUCCGCUUCUCUAUCGGGCCCGAGGCUCUCUGACUGACCCUGGGGCCUCCCCCAGCAAUGGCUGCCAGGAUUCCACAGAUACAGAGAGCAACCACGAAGAUCGGAUGGGCGGGGUGGUGUCCCUCCCUCAGGGUCCCCCUCCUCAACCUCCUCCCACCAUAGUGGUGGGCCGGCACAGCCCCGCCUAUGCCAAAGAGGACCCCAAACCACAGGAGGGGUUAUUGCGGGGCACCCCAGGCCCCUCCAAGGAAGUGCUCCGGGUGGUGGGUGAGAGUGGGGAGCCCGUGAAGGCCUUUAAGUGCGAACACUGCCGCAUCCUCUUCCUGGACCACGUCAUGUUCACCAUCCACAUGGGCUGCCACGGCUUCAGAGACCCUUUCGAGUGUAACAUCUGUGGUUAUCACAGCCAGGACCGGUAUGAGUUCUCUUCCCACAUCGUCCGGGGGGAACAUAAGGUGGGCUAGGGACCUCUUCCCCCGGGCCUGUCCUCAGCGCCCCACCUCCACUGCCCCACCUUCGGGUGUCUAGCCCAGUUCCUACCACACCCCAAGGAGUUCCGCAUCCACUGGCCACCUCACUUCACACUUGACUCAGACCCUCUUUGCCUGCUCCCCUGGCUGAUGUAAGCAUUGUGACAGACAAGAGUCUUUUUGCUUAUAUUUCUCCUUCUGAACUCCUCUCUCCCCGACACUUUUCCUGUUUAUUAAUGACUUUUCCUCGACCUUUUUAAAUGUACCGCAAUCUCUGGCCACUCCUUCACUCUCCUGCCCACGGCUCCCGUCUGCUCUAAGCCUAGAUUUUUUUUAUUUUCCCCCUUUAUGGAUCCCACCUCCUCCAACAGCCCCAGGGGUUGGAAGCUCCUCUUUGUACUUAGAGACAGGGAGCUUCUUGCUUUAAUCCUGACCCUUAUUUAUCUGACUCUUCACUUUCGAUGUUGAUACCUCCCAGUGGCCCACCUUAGCUCUGUGGCAUUAUUAUCUCCUCUCUGGGACCCUCCAACCUGGUACUUCAUACCUCUCGUGCCCCCUCACUCCAGGCAGCUUGCACUAUUCUUAAAUGAAUGAAGAAUUUCCUCACUGGAAGUAGGAGGGGCUGUAGAAACUCUCCCCAGGAACUGUGGACUGAGGGUCCUCUUGACCUCACCUGGGAAUACGAGCUCCCUAAAGCCUCCAUUCAGGGCCUCCCUCCAGGAUGUGAUAUCGCUCUUCCCUCUCCCCGGCUCACCCCUCAACACCACUCUGGUCUCAACCAGCCGCUCCUCUCAGUGGUGGCUUUUCUCUCUUUGCAGUGCCCCCAUUUUUAUAUUCUCAGGGGCUAAAGCCAGGCCUGCAACCCUGUCCGACAGACCGCCAGCUGCAGGUGCCUAGCUGAGAACCAGGGCACCGGAAAGGGGGUGGGUAGAAAUCUCUCCUCCACCUUUCAAACUUUUUCACUCCAGUGACCUUCCUAGGCUCUCAGGGACUCCUUCUGUCCCCGUUUUAUGAGAAACUGGUGGGUUGCCGCCCGACGACCAGGGGUCUCCCAGCCCCAUCAGUCACGCUGCCUUUUUCCUCUCCCUUCUAGCAGGAUUCACCGUCUCGUUCCCAGGCUCCUGGGCCCUGUUGUUAUCAGUGUCAGGGGGAAAGGAAUGUCUCUUUUCUCUCUGCUAAUUUUCAGUAUAACCAAAAAUUGUCCCAGGAUGAAUGGCAUGUAUGUGCCCGCCGACCAUUCCACCCUUGUUCCAGCAAGAAUGGGAUGGACGCAACUAACCGGGCGUCAUCCUUCACUGCCCUUCCACACUCGGCUCCCGACACAGGGCAGGAUGGGCACUCUCUUCUCUGGUGGUUGCAGGGACCCUGGCUAUCUGGAUAAUCGAGGGUUCGUGAGACCACGCAGGAGAAGGUUUAGCUCCACCGAAUGUGGAGGUCUCUCUCUCUCUAGAGUUCCCUGCCAAGGCCACAGCCAUCCCACUCUCUGCUUCUUUGAGAUUCAAACCAAAGGCUGUUUUUCUAUGUUUAAAGAAAAUAAGAAAAAAAAAAAAAA
Messenger RNA from Peromyscus leucopus (white-footed mouse), 3541 nucleotides. RefSeq names its product IKAROS family zinc finger 4 (gene Ikzf4). The transcript is spliced from 8 exons. The coding region runs from base 223 to 1983 and encodes 586 amino acids. Gene Ontology annotation, molecular function: DNA-binding transcription factor activity; RNA polymerase II cis-regulatory region sequence-specific DNA binding. NCBI's taxonomy places the organism in Eukaryota, Metazoa, Chordata, Mammalia, Rodentia, Cricetidae. The record is from RefSeq and is a predicted model, not a curated record. Gene Ontology annotation, biological process: regulation of transcription by RNA polymerase II.